Molecule: messenger RNA, 2123 nt
Organism: Pogona vitticeps (central bearded dragon)
Lineage: Eukaryota; Metazoa; Chordata; Lepidosauria; Squamata; Agamidae
Gene: RRAGD
Product: Ras related GTP binding D
Biological process (GO): cellular response to starvation; negative regulation of autophagy; positive regulation of TORC1 signaling
Cellular component (GO): nucleus; lysosome; Gtr1-Gtr2 GTPase complex
Molecular function (GO): GTP binding; GTPase activity
Source: RefSeq, a predicted model, not a curated record
UCAGGUGACUUGGGUCACGCAGUUUCUCUCCUCUGGGAGGGACUGUGGGGCCUUGGCUGACUUUCCUUUGACAACUGCGACGAGGAGGAAGAACAAGACGCGGAGGGAGGGGGGAAAAAAGAAAGGAAAGGAGUUUGGAUCGAAGUCUGAGGGAGGCCCCCCCACCCCACCCCCGACAAAUUUAAGGAGGGACAGCUUCAGGGCUGGCGCGGGAAAUCUGCUUUUUGCGAAGAGACAACCCGGGGCGGGAGCAGAAUGAGCCAGGUGCUGGGAAAGCCGAAGGAUCAGGAAGAGGACGAGGGAGACGAAGAGGAAGAGGAGGAGGAGGAGGAAGAUGAGGAAGAAGAAGAGGACGAGGACGAAGAAGAAGAUGAAAUCGUUGGGCUGGCAGAUUACGGAGACGGGACUGAGUCCUUCUCGGAUGGAGACCGAGAAAACGGCAGGGACGGGGCGUUUCUAGACUUCAACGAUCCGUUUAAUACUGAAGUCAAGCCAAGAAUCCUGCUCAUGGGACUGAGAAGAAGUGGGAAAUCUUCCAUUCAGAAAGUCGUCUUUCAUAAAAUGUCACCAAACGAAACCCUUUUCUUGGAGAGCACUAACAAGAUCUGCAGAGAAGAUGUUUCCAACAGCUCCUUUGUUAAUUUUCAGAUAUGGGACUUUCCUGGGCAAAUUGACUUCUUCGAUCCUACAUUUGACUAUGAGAUGAUUUUCCGAGGCACUGGAGCACUGAUAUUUGUUAUUGAUUCUCAGGAUGACUACAUGGAAGCAUUGGCAAGACUCCAUCUCACUGUUACAAGAGCGUAUAAAGUUAAUCCAGAUAUAAACUUUGAAAUAUUUAUUCACAAAGUAGAUGGCUUAUCUGAUGAUCACAAGAUUGAAACACAAAGAGACAUUCACCAGAGGGCAAAUGAUGAUCUUGCAGAUGCUGGGUUGGAAAAAAUUCACUUGAGCUUUUAUUUAACAAGUAUAUAUGACCAUUCUAUAUUUGAAGCAUUCAGCAAAGUGGUACAGAAAUUGAUCCCUCAGCUGCCAACACUGGAGAACCUGCUGAACAUCUUUAUCUCGAAUUCUGGUAUUGAGAAAGCCUUUCUCUUUGAUGUCGUCAGUAAAAUUUAUAUUGCAACGGACAGUACCCCAGUGGACAUGCAGACAUAUGAACUCAGCUGUGACAUGAUAGAUGUCGUCAUUGACAUUUCCUGCAUCUAUGGACUCAAAGAAGAUGGCACUGGAACCCCUUAUGACAAAGAAUCAACAGCAAUAAUAAAAUUGAACAACACAACUGUUCUUUAUUUAAAGGAGGUGACAAAGUUCCUUGCCCUUGUUUGCUUUGUCAGAGAAGAGAGCUUUGAGAGAAAAGGACUAAUAGACUACAAUUUCCACUGUUUUCGUAAGGCCAUACAUGAAGUGUUUGAAGUGAGAAUGAAAGUUGUGAAAGCACGGAAGAACCAGAACCAAAUGCAGAAGACCAAGAGGGCUACUCCUAAUGGCACGCCUAGAAUGCCAUUGUAAAAUGAACUUCUUUAUGCCACUGUUGACAUGUAAGGCAUCUUAGUACAUGCCAGGAUGUUAUCAAGUUCCAUGGCUGGAAGAUUAAUGGAACUGCUGUAUCACGAAUAUGGAUUUUUCCACACUAGCCUCCUUCCAAAACACUGUUUAUCUCUUUCAGUUGUUCAUAUUAAGAUAUCUAUGACAAAACUAUUUUGCACUUUUGUCUUGUUUCAUGGCAGAAAUGAACUUUUGAUAAACCAAGUUGUAUUUUAUUUAAAAUGCCACCUUUUUGUGUGGUCUUGAAUAGAAUAUGUGCCGUAGUUUCUCUACAUGCUGCAAACAAGUGAGUAAACAAUCAAGAAAGUAAGAUGACUUCUUACAUAGUUGUGAGUGUAAUAUUCAUGCCCAAUAUAAUAUAAUCAAGCUCAUAAACUCGGUUUUUAUUUUGGAGCACAGUAGCAAUAAAAUAAUUCUUGGGAGUCCAUAUUGGUACAUGAAACAUUCUCUAAAAAGGGGGAGGUGGGAGGUUGAGGGCUAAAUGUUUCCCAGGUUUGUCCAUAAAUUUUGGUAAGCUCUUUCCUUAUACGAUUACCUCUACAUAAAAGUAACUUUAUAUAAAGAGACUUAUUUUGCUA